Messenger RNA from Gasterosteus aculeatus aculeatus (three-spined stickleback), 1646 nucleotides. It is a transcript of the gene dap, whose product is annotated as death-associated protein. NCBI's taxonomy places the organism in Eukaryota, Metazoa, Chordata, Actinopteri, Perciformes, Gasterosteidae. Gene Ontology annotation, biological process: cellular response to amino acid starvation; apoptotic signaling pathway; negative regulation of autophagy. Gene Ontology annotation, molecular function: death domain binding. The record is from RefSeq and is a predicted model, not a curated record.
GUCAUUACGCACCGUUUCUAAACAAAGCUCAGGAAGGGAAAAAAAGCCACGUUGACGUUUGAAGAGUGAAGUGUUGUCCGCGAUUUCAGGGGCCAGAAUAAAGCAGUGUUUGUGUUUUUCAGACGCUCCGGUUUCUCGCCGCAGACUCCACAUCGGUGCAAACAUGUCAUCGCCGCCGAAGGAAAAAGUGGAAACCAAAGGAGGACAUCUCCCCGCAGUGAAAGCUGGCGGUAUGAGGAUAGUGCAGAAGCACCAGCAGGCUGCUGCUGCUGCUGCUCCAGAACCACCACAGAAAGAUGACGAAGAGGAGGAGGAGGAGUACGUCAGCAGGAGUCCACCAAAGGUCCCUGUGAUUGUGUCUGGAGUGGUGACAAAGGGCGAUAAGGACUUCACCCCUGCAGCCGCCCAGGUCGCUCACCAGAAGCCCCAGCCUUGUGUCUCCAAGCUGCCCGCCGCUCAGCACAUCAACCAGCACAUCCACCAGCCCCGCAAGUGAACAAGGCAGCAGGCAGCCAUGGCUACGCUUACCACCCCCGACCCCCACCCAACCGCAUCCACCAGGCACAGAUCUGCUCCAAAUAAUCCGAGUAGUUCACUGUAGGCCUCUUGAAUUUCAAUGUAUGAGAUGUAUCAGCAUCAGACACCUAAUGUGAAUACAGCCAUCAUAGAAUUAUCACCCCCUCCCCUGCUCCCCCGCUGCUUUUGGUGCUGCACUAUUAGUUCUGCACUUUCGGGGCUUCUUCUUAAGAUAUAUUGUUUUUACAGCUGUACAGUCUUAAGGUGGAAUGCGUGGUGGGAGGUGUUAUAAUUGCUAUAAUUGUUUUUGGGGGGGGGCGACACGACGUGCCGGCCAUCCUCACAUCACAGCAGCCUGUCACUCAGCUAACUAAACGCCGCAGCCUUCUACUUUUGAUUUUCACUAAUAACCACACCAAUCAAAUAAAUCAGGAGGGGGGGGCGACACACCAAUUUUAAAUGAAUCAACACAAACCAAGAAAAAACACCGAGCGACUUCUCAAAUGCUAAACACAGUGGGGGGGUGGAUCACUGAGACUUUUGCCAAAUUGCAGAGAGGAGAAAUCAGACCAUACAAGACUGCAUUAACCAAUCAUUGGCCUUAACACUGAGGUUAACGGCAGGUUUGACAAGUGUUCCAUUUCAACAUUUCUUCAUCUAUAGAUGCCCAACAAGCAGAACCAAUGAGAUGCAAUAGAAAGAAAAGAAAAAACGCCCACAUUGCUGUUAUGAUGGCUUUUAUUACCCAAGUAGCUCCUUGACGCAUGCCGUUAGUGACGUGACUAAAAUGCCAGCUGCGCUUGAAGCCAAACGCUUGUGGUGCUUUUGGGCCGUCGCCAAGUAUUCUGCUUUUGCCACAGGUUACAUGUCACCGUUGUUACCUUUUAUUUAAUGGAGAGAGUGAUCUCUGUUUUUCCCGCCGCCUUGUCGGAGCUGUAAUAAUGUCUGUCCUUCCCCGAUGUGCUUUGGAUGCCAACGCGACCUGCUUCGCGGUAAAAGUAUCCCAUCAGUGCCUCGUUGGGCUUUUCUGUCCCAUUUGACUCGCAUGGAUUUCCAUUUUAUUUGCCUCGCACCGGAGUCAACUGGAAUGAAAUUAGAUCCAAAGAUGUAAUGAAAUCUUCUGCGAAGCG